Coregonus clupeaformis (lake whitefish) is the source of this 2604-nucleotide messenger RNA. It is a transcript of the gene ift81, whose product is annotated as intraflagellar transport 81 homolog. The record is from RefSeq and is a predicted model, not a curated record. Gene Ontology annotation, cellular component: intraciliary transport particle B; centrosome; cilium. Gene Ontology annotation, molecular function: tubulin binding. Gene Ontology annotation, biological process: cilium assembly; intraciliary transport. Lineage: Eukaryota; Metazoa; Chordata; Actinopteri; Salmoniformes; Salmonidae. Bases 351 to 2381 code for a protein of 676 amino acids. The transcript has 18 exons.
AGCCGAAAUACUUCCUGUUAGCAACCAGCUCGAGGACGUUUGUGUCUGGUUUCCAAGACGGAUUGCCUUGUGACUGUAAACGUUGUCUUUCCGGUUUAAAACGAGUUUUCCUCGAAAUAAACAAAGGGACAAGCCAGCUGGGCACGUUGUGCAUACGAACUGGCUUGUUAGCGUGUAGCUAGCUAUGCUUCAAGCUAUCCACCUCGUAAAGUAACGGUAGCUAGGCUAGUAAAUAGCUAGCAAGCUAAUGCUAAGGUUGAUUCUUACUUUUUGCUAGCUACUCCUCUUGACUAGCUUGCAGCUAAAGUUAUUUACCUCGCAAUAACAUUAGCUGACCAGUUGAUUUCAAGAUGAGCGAGCAACUUAAAUUUAUUGUUGAGUACCUGAAUAAAGACCCCUUCAAGAAAAACUUUAACCUGAUCACCUUUGACUCACUGGAGCCAAUGCAACUGCUGCAAAUUCUCAACGAUGUUCUGGCCGAAAUAGACCCUAAGCAAACUAUUGAUAUCCGUGAAGAAAUGCCUGAUCAGACAGCAAAGAGAAUGUUCACUUUGCUGGGGAUGUUGAAAUACAAACCACCUGGGAAUGUGUCUGAUCCGAGCAGUUUCAGACAGGGCCUGGUGACUGGCAGUAAGCCUGUGAUACACCCUAUCCUUCACUGGCUGCUGCAGAGGAUCACAGAGCUGAAGAAGAGAGCUUACUUGGCUCGCUUCCUGGUUAAGCUGGAGGUGCCUUCUGAGUUCCUGCAGGAUGAUGUCAUCACUGACACCUAUCACCAGUAUGAAGAAUUAGUGGAAGGAUUCAAGACCUACCACAAGGAGUGUGAGCAACUGAAAAGCUCUGGCUUUUCCACUGCAGAGAUCAGAAAGGACAUUGGUGCUAUGGAGGAGGAGAAGGACCAGCUGAUCAAGCGAGUGGAGCGGCUAAAGAAGAGGGUGGAGUCAGUGUCCAACCACCAGCGGAUGCUGGAACUGGCCAGACAACUACGGGUGGAAAAGGAGAGAGAAGAGUCUCUGGCUCAGCAGAAGCAAGAGCAGAAGAACCAACUUUUCCAGGCAGAACAGAGACUGCAGAGAUCUCAGCAGCAGCUGAAGGACCUGCGUCAGGCAGCAGCAGAUGCCAAGCCAGAGAGCUUAAUGAAGAGGCUUGAAGAGGAGAUCAAGUUCAACUCCUACAUGGUGUCUGACAAACUGCCCAAGGAGCUGGAGAGUAAGAGGCGGAUGGUGCAGUACCUGCAGAAAGUGGUGUCUGAGCCGGCCAUGGGCCAAGCUGAGCUUGGGGAACUAGAGGACAAGAUUCGAGAAAACAACAUUGAAAUAAACCUGCUGAUUGAGAAAAGAAUGAUGCGAAACGACCCCAUGGAUGAUAAACUGUCUCUUUUCAGGCAACAGGCGUCUAUUAUAACUCGUAAGAAGGAGGCGAAGGCGGAGGAGCUGCAUGAGGCGCGGGAGGAGCUAGCUGCACUAGACAGAGAGCUGAACCAGAAGAACAGCCAGGCACGAGACCAGGACGGAGACGAAGUCAUCCGGGGAGACGAGUUUAAACGUUUUGUCGGGAAACUGCGCAGCAAGGGGACAGUGUUCAAGAAGAAGCGGCAGGAGAUCACCGAGCUGAGAGCUGAGUAUGGGGUCCUGCAGCGGACAGAGGAGAUCCUAAAACAGAGGCACGAGGUCGGCCAACAGCAACUGCAAUCCAUGGAGGCACAGAAGGGGAUCUCUGGGUACAGUGACACUCAGGAGGAACUGGAGAGAGUGUCAGCCAUCAAGAGUGAACUGGACGAGAUGAAGGGGCGCUCGCUGGACGACAUGUCAGAAAUGGUGAAGAAACUGAACUCGACGAUAGUGGAGAAAAAGUCUGCCCUUGCUCCGAUCAUAAAGGAACUGAGGCCUUUGAGACAGCAGUGUCAGGAGCUAACUCAAGAGUAUGAGGAAAAGAAGGCCCAGUAUGACAGCUGUGCUGCAGGGCUGGAGAGUAACCGAUCCAAACUGGAGCAGGAGGUGAGAGCUCUGAGGGAGGAGAUGGCUCAGGAGGAAAACCGAUACCACUACAUCAACUGCAUGAAAGAGAUCAUUGAGAUGCAAAUGCAGCGAGCAGCAGAGGAGAUGAAGGCCUACGUGUCCCCUGAUCCGCAAGAGAGGAGGAAGACCAUCAGGGAGCAGUACAUGAAGAACAUUGCAGAGCAGGAGUCCCUGGGCAAGAAGUUGCGUGAGCAGCAGAAGAGUGUGAGGGAAAGCCAUGGGCCGAACAUGAAGCAGGUGAAGAUGUGGCACGACCUGGAACAGCUGAUGGAGUGCAAGCGCCAGUGCUUCCUGAGGGCCCAGAGCCAAGCCUCCAUUGGCCAGGUCAUCCAGGAGGGCGGUGAGGAUAGGCUAGUGCUGUGAGGACGAGGAGAAUAUCAACGCAGGGCCAACUCUGGUACACUAAGCUCUACCACAAUGACCAGGACUUCUCACUCAUCUAACUACUGUACUAAAGUUCGCCAGUUAUAGUUAAUUAUUCUGUUCCGUUUGUCAUGCAUUAUAUCUAUUUUUAGGUGAGAUAAUUACUCUUCAUGUAUCAAAACUACUCUGCUUUCAUCGCCUACAGUUAAAAGGAUUCAAUUUA